CUGCCAUAAGAGCCCGGGCCGCGGCCAGUCUGCCCGCUCCGCCCCCGCCCGACAUGGCGCUCUCCGCAGACCCGCAGUUCAAGAAGCUGCUGGAGUGGUACAAGGCGAACUCCCCCAAGCUUGUCCUGCGGCAGCUGUUCGAGGCGGACAAGGAUCGCUUCCAGAAGUUCAGCUUGACUCUGAAUUCUGAUCAUGGAGAUAUCUUGCUGGAUUAUUCCAAGAACCUCGUUACAGAAGAAGUGAUGAAGAUGCUGAUGGAACUGGCAAAGUCGAGGGGUGUGGAGAGUGCCCGAGAGCGCAUGUUCAGUGGAGAGAAGAUCAACUUCACUGAGAACCGAGCUGUGCUUCAUAUUGCUCUGAGAAAUCGUUCCAAUAAGCCAAUACUUGUAGAUGGCAAGGAUGUUGUUCCAGAAGUAAACAAAGUGUUGGACAAAAUGAAAAACUUCUGCCAGAGAGUCCGUAGCGGUGAAUGGAAAGGCUACACUGGAAAGGCAAUCACUGAUGUGGUCAAUAUUGGGAUUGGUGGCUCUGACUUGGGCCCUCUGAUGGUAACAGAAGCCCUGAAACCAUAUUCCAAGGGAGGCCCUCGUGUUUGGUUUGUAUCUAACAUUGAUGGUACUCAUAUAGCCAAAACCUUGGCUGAGCUUAAACCAGACACUACGCUCUUCAUCAUUGCAUCAAAGACUUUCACUACCCAAGAAACUAUCACUAAUGCAGAAACGGCCAAAGAAUGGUUCUUACAUGCUGCUAAUGAUCCUUCAGCUGUGGCCAAGCAUUUUGUUGCCUUGUCUACCAAUGGUCCUAAAGUUAAAGACUUCGGAAUUGACCCACAGAACAUGUUUGAGUUUUGGGAUUGGGUUGGUGGCCGCUACUCUCUAUGGUCUGCCAUUGGUCUCUCCAUUGCCCUGCAUAUUGGUUUUGACAACUUUGAGAACCUGCUUGCAGGAGCCCACUGGAUGGAUAAUCACUUCCACACUGCUCCACUGGAGAAGAAUAUGCCUGUUCUGCUGGCGAUGCUGGGGGUCUGGUAUAUAAACUGCUAUGGAUGUGAAACCCAUGCCCUUCUGCCCUACGACCAAUACAUGCACCGCUUUGCUGCCUACUUCCAGCAGGGUGAUAUGGAAUCUAAUGGCAAAUACAUUACCAAGAAAGGCUCUCGUGUGGACUACAAUACCGGCCCUAUUGUGUGGGGAGAGCCUGGCACCAAUGGGCAGCAUGCUUUUUACCAGCUCAUUCAUCAAGGAACUCGCAUGAUUCCCUGUGACUUUCUGAUCCCAGUCCAGACCCAGCAUCCAGUCAGAAAUGGCUUGCAUCACAAGAUCCUUUUGGCCAACUUCCUUGCUCAGACUGAGGCUUUGAUGAAAGGGAAGACAGCUGAUGAAGCUCGUAAGGAACUCCAGGCGGCAGGACUGAGCGGAGAUGCCCUGGAGAAGCUGCUUCCCCAUAAGGUCUUUGAGGGAAAUCGACCAACCAAUUCCAUCAUGUUUACAAAACUCAACCCAUUCACUUUGGGAGCUAUCAUUGCCAUGUAUGAGCACAAGAUAUUCGUUCAAGGAACUGUGUGGGAUAUUAACAGUUAUGACCAGUGGGGGGUUGAGCUUGGAAAACAGCUUGCCAAGAAAAUUGAGCCUGAACUGGAGUCAGAUGCUCCAGUGACAUCUCACGAUAGCUCAACAAAUGGGCUCAUCAAUUUCAUCAAAAAACACAGAGCCUGAAAAGAAAGAUUUGGAGGACAUCGACAAUCUAACCACCGAAUACCCAAAUCUGUUGUAGCUGUGCUUUUUUAGCCACUUGUAACAAAAAUAGCACUUUACAGAUGUAGCUUUUUCCUCACUUGUUGCAGUUAAUAUUGUUGCGUCAAGUGUUACGAAUGAUGACUAGUUUUGUGAAACCCAGAGAUUGUAUAGUUGCUUUAUUUUUGUGGCUGGUAAUCUGUAAAGUGCUGCUGUUAUGGUCCUUGGUUCUUUUCCCUCAAAUUCCUUAAAGAUAAUCACGAUAUUAGAAAAUAAACUUAUGAUGGAUGAGUAAAACUUCUUCACUCUCUUUAAAGUGCAGACCUAGUAACAUUUGCUUUGCAGACUGACAGGUCCCUUGAAGCCAAGUAAACUAAGUUCUGUCUUUUUGCACUGAUUCUGCUGUAAGCUGGAAACUAGAAUGUUCAAAGAAUCAAAUCUACAGCUGUAGAUUUGUUCUGAUUGCAUGGUUUGCAUUUGAACAAGAUUUAUCUUUUCUUCUGAUGCCACUGUGAAAAGACGAGUUUACUAAUGCUUGAUAAAAGCUCUCUGAUUUCUCCUGAAAUUAUGGAAACCUUGUGUGGGCAACUGCCCAAAAUGGAAUACUGUUCCUGGAGUUACAGCGAUAUUGUCAUCUUCUGAACAGUUUGUCAAAGUUUGAAGUGUAAGCUUGGGAUCACUUGGAGAAGAAAUGAUUUUUCUGGUCUUUUCCAGGAGUCUGUUUUAAGUUGUUAUCAGCAGGAAAAAAGAAUGGAGAACAACAAAACUAUUUGUAGUCAAGUUACUAAUCUGCUUUCAUUCUCUACCACUGUAACUCUCUGCUAGCAGACUAGCAUGCUCUGGCUGUUGUUCUGUAACACCUUUAAUAAAGGUAAGACACAAGCAUUGAAAGGAAA
This is a messenger RNA of Cuculus canorus (common cuckoo), 2629 nucleotides long. It is a transcript of the gene GPI, whose product is annotated as glucose-6-phosphate isomerase. Gene Ontology annotation, biological process: gluconeogenesis; glycolytic process; glucose 6-phosphate metabolic process. Gene Ontology annotation, molecular function: carbohydrate derivative binding; glucose-6-phosphate isomerase activity; monosaccharide binding. NCBI's taxonomy places the organism in Eukaryota, Metazoa, Chordata, Aves, Cuculiformes, Cuculidae. The record is from RefSeq and is a predicted model, not a curated record. Gene Ontology annotation, cellular component: cytosol. The coding region runs from base 54 to 1715 and encodes 553 amino acids. The transcript has 18 exons.